Molecule: messenger RNA, 1953 nt
Organism: Coregonus clupeaformis (lake whitefish)
Lineage: Eukaryota; Metazoa; Chordata; Actinopteri; Salmoniformes; Salmonidae
Product: serine/arginine-rich splicing factor 10-like
Exons: 6
Coding region: 403-1029 (208 amino acids)
Molecular function (GO): RNA binding
Source: RefSeq, a predicted model, not a curated record
AUAUUUGCUGUAAAGCUACUUUCUUGCUGAAUAUUUUUAGCAUGGCCAGAUAUUUGAGACCUCCAAAUACAUCGCUUUUCAUCAGAAAUAUUUCUGAUGAGUCCAGAAAAUGUAAAGGCAUCCAGUUGUUGUGGAAUGUCCGGUGUAGAGUAGGAUCUAAAACAAGCAGCAGAAGACCGCCAGGAUGACAAGAAACAGAGAGAGGGAAAGGUUGAAAGAGAAAGAGAAUUUAAAGCUUGAAGAGACAAAGAGGAAAAAGAGGGACUGAGUCGAGGCUCGGAUAUGUCAUCAAAGAAAAGAGGCAAAGAAAAGAGGUUUAAAGGGCAAAGAGAAGCAGGAAACCAAGUUCUUCUGGGAGGCGGUUAAAGAGCUUAAAGAUCAAGAUGUAAGUCAAAGUCGAGCAUGUUUAAGGUAACAAACCUGAAUUCUUUUUUUGAAGAUGUGCGCGACGCAGAAGAUGCUCUUCACAACCUGGACAGGAAGUGGGUGUGUGGCCGACAGAUUGAAAUCCAGUUCGCGCAGGGCGAUCGAAAGACACCUAAUCAGAUGCAAGGGAAGGAGGGGGGAUCUUCGCGCAGCUCUUCGCGGCAUGAUGAUCGGGAUUAUGAUCGGGACAGCCGUCGUAGGCGCUCUCGCAGCCGUAGCUACCAAAGACGCAGGUCACGCAGCCCAUCCUACGAGCGCCGGCCCAGACGCUCUGAGAGUCCCCGAGACUCACGUGGAAGGAUGUACGGAGGGAGAGGAAGGAGCAGGAGCCCGGAAAACGACAGGCACAGACCCCCUCCACGCGACCACAGACGACCCCCUUCCAGAUCCAGGGCCCAGAGGGAGGCCAGAGGAAAGUCUCGUUCCCACUCGAAGUCCCUGAGCCCACGAGAUGGCGACUUCCACCCAGCCCCCGGUGGCUAUGAGCCUCAGGACGAGGCGUCGUCCCGUAUGCGUUCCCUGUCCCGCUCGCGUUCCCAUUCCCUCUCACGGUCCCGCUCUCGCUCCAGGUCCUGGACUGGACGCAAGUCAGGGGGACAUUAAAAAAACAUGUUUGUUUAAUCUUUUUGACCGUAGUUAUCUUGCUGGAUAAUUGAAUGUUCAUGGAACAGUCAAUGGUUGGUUUGUUUGUGAAAAUGAUCUUCCUUAGUUUGACGAAAGAGAAACAUGGUAUCCUUCUGUUUUAAAUCCAUCAGUCCCGGCAAUGUCCUGCCGUUUACACCCUCUCUGUUUCUAGUCAUUAUAUCCUAUGUAAAAGUGUUGUCGUUCAGAAGACCCAGGGCUAGAAGGACUGUACAGGCCAAGAUCAAGACUGGGAUUCAAUCCCAUCAGCAGUAGGUUUGUGUAAUAACACACAACAUUUUAAAGGCAAUUUCCGGUUGAGCCGACAUAUGCAGCGUUUACCAUGAAUGCGGUCUCGGCGAACGAGGUUACAUUGCUUUUUAAAGGGCUGAUCAGAUUGAAUCCUGGCCCUUGUCACUAAAAUCCUUACCUUGACUGUCUAGUCGGGUACAUUAGACACUGGCCUGUAUAAGAGCCUCUAGGCGCUGGUACCAGUUCCAUUUUCUACUGCUGUUUUUUAAGAUUUGUUCAGCGAUACAGGCCCAUGUUACAGUCCUGUUUUGAUUGAAUACAUUCGGCUAGCACUAAUUUUCAUGCCUUCCAGGAAUUCUAGAAUCAUUUCGGUAGCCUCAACUGUCAACUGAAGGUUUCUAAGUUUGAUUUAGUUGGCUAUGGUUUGUUACAUAGCCUGCUGUAUGUUUUAUGACAUAGGAACAUGACCUUGAUCCUUCUCUCUGUGUUAGUGCUUCAUACUCAACGGUUCUUAUGAUGGCUUGUAUUCUAUCAUCUUUGUUUCCUUUGAACAGCAACUCAAGAGGCGUAGCUAGUCUUCCUUCUAAAUAUCAGUAAUACUCUAUUGUAUAUGCGACUGUAUCUUGAGUAAUAAAUGCGUACAAAUGAAUGGUA